AUGUUCCUUCCCGAAUACUCUCUCGACGUCGAUGAAUUCAAUCUUGUGCUAAUCAUUUUUUCGGGUACUGUAAUUAGUUUGGCACUGGUUGCACUGGUCAUUCUAUACUGUCAAAUGAGCUGUGGAUGUUGUAAGAAGCGUGGAGCUUAUCAGCCGACGGAGAAACGCAGGCACAGUAAUAUACCACAGGUUAUGGUCACACAACACAGAGAAAAGACGCCCCUCUCCAUCGACUGCCCAGAUUUGGAUUUCAUCGACGCCCGUAACACAAAUCUCGUAUCCUCAACUGUUCAAGUGGAUUCAGUUCAUCAAACCCCAAGACUUUCAUGA
Caenorhabditis briggsae is the source of this 330-nucleotide messenger RNA. NCBI's taxonomy places the organism in Eukaryota, Metazoa, Nematoda, Chromadorea, Rhabditida, Rhabditidae. The coding region runs from base 1 to 330 and encodes 109 amino acids. The transcript has 2 exons. The record is from RefSeq and is a predicted model, not a curated record.